UGAAAACUUUUUAUUGCAUUUUAAAAUUUAUUUGAAUUUAUUUGUUUCACGUCAUACAAUUUUGGUAAUAUGUCGACUCACUUGGCUAAUGUUUACGCAUUUCUAUUACGUGGAUAUGGUGAAUCAUAUACACUAAUAUAUUCCGAACCUCCAACAUAUUUAUGUAAAAUUGUUGGACAGGAUAGAUGUGGCGGCAAAGUUGUUUUCAUUUAUCAAGAGGAUCGUAGUAUAAGCGACAAAAUCUACACGUCACCAAGAAAAUUACUUAUUAAUAAAGAAGACGCUGUUAAAAUAGAUAUGGACCUAACUGGCAGCCCAUUGAAAGAUGAUUGUGUGGUGGAUGCCAUAGAAGAUAUUUCAUUAAAUAUAAAGAUAGAUCAAGGAAAUUCUUGGAAAGUUGAAGAGGAAUGCCAAAAAGGGAUUCCAAUUGGAAAAGCUCGUUCUUUAAUGUGUAAAGAAAAUUUUCAGUUUGUAGAUCCUGAUGCAACAGGUUCAAUAUGGAUUCUUUGUAAUGGAGCUGAUACGGAUAAAACUCUACUUUUGCAAUAUGAAUUUGUUUCCGGUUAUUUUAGCCGAGGCAUAAUCUGUUUUUCUGGAGUGAUACAAAUGAAUGAAGUUAAAAUAGAAUCUAUAAUGCAGCAACAUAUGUCGCUUAAUAUUGGAAUUUCUACUGGUCAAGUGGAAACCUACAUUGAGAACAUUUAUCAAAUAAAGUCCAACAUAUCUGUGAGGUGUUGUUGGUCCUCCACUGCAGCUUUACCUUCUCUAAAUGAUUUAACGUCAUGUGAAGUCACUUUGCGACAAGCUUUUCGACUAGAUGCUUGUAAUGAGUUAACAGAAGAUUUCAUGAAUCAAUUGCGGAUAUUGACUGUAAUUAAAAAUGAUAUAAUAGCGUACAAGAGUUUGGAUAAAUGUGAUGCUGAAGGAGGAAAUGAAGUUCUUGUUUACCGCUGUGGCUGCGGGAUAGAUUUAAGGGAACUGCGAGAAAGUAUUAGCAGAGCAUUUACUGAAAUUGCUGGUUUAGGAGAUAUGCACAAUGCAGAGAGUGGUAUCAAGUGCGAUAUAGAAUCUGUUGUGCAACGCAUAAAGUUCCGGCAACUUACAGACCUUACAGAUAAAUUGUGGGAAAUUUUGAGACGUUGCUCUUCAUAUAAAGAUCUGAAAAUGGCAUUUACGAUUCUAUUUAAGUGUGCAGCUCACUGCAAUAUUGUGAAUACACCAACAAAUAAGAAUCGACUGGCAGAAAUCAUUACCGAGGUUGCGAAUAAACGCUUGGCCAUACCAUGUCUCACGGGCACCGAACCGUUGGAAUUGCUAUUAGAAAUCGGAUUGGAAAAACUGUACAAAGACUAUGAACUCAUAUUUGAUGAAAGUAAAAUAUGUAGUUCAAACGAUUUGAAAAGCAAAAGUCUUUUUGAUUCGCAACAUAACAAUGAGAAAAUUUCAAUGCCAGAUGUGCGCAAGUCACUGCGCAAUGCUGUGCGUCCAGACCCGGUGGCGAUGCGCAAAACAUUAUUGCAUAAUAAAACAAAGAGAGAUAAUAAAUUCGAACAUGAAGAAACAAUAGGAUUUAAGAAUAGCAGUUUUGAUGAAAUAGAGGUGUCUGAGCGUCUGGCCAAGCUAUUACAAGUGCAUUGUGCUUUGGAACAUUUGCUUAUGAUAGAUAUCAAUCUGAAUUUGACCAACGUAUAUAGCGAGGUAUGUGAGCAACUUUUAAGCAAACCCCCACGUUUUCUAGAUAGCAUUGACGAAAAUUUAGUGGAUGAAAUAGAAAUAUCGCUAUCUGCACAUGAUGUGCGUGAACAUUUGGAAGGCAAAGAUCCGCAUGUGCGCCUUAUCUCUAUGCGCUCGGAAAACAAAUUUCGAGAAGUAAAAUCUACUUUCUACUACAGUAUAAAUAACAUUUGCCCUCCCGGUAUUUCAGAAUAUUUUCAAUCCGAUGAUAAGGAGGCAUCUAAAGAGAACACGUAUUAUAGCUGGCUAUACCGUCAAAUUAAAACAUUGCAUUAAGUAAAGUAAUUUAUUAUUUUAAUUAUUUUAUGAUAUUGAAGUAAACAUAGUUGAGUGCUUGAAUUCAAUAUUAUAUUUACUAAAAAUAAAUGGAAUCAUAAAAUAAUAA
Messenger RNA from Bactrocera neohumeralis, 2119 nucleotides. RefSeq names its product protein zwilch (gene Zwilch). The coding region runs from base 70 to 2010 and encodes 646 amino acids. Lineage: Eukaryota; Metazoa; Arthropoda; Insecta; Diptera; Tephritidae. The transcript is spliced from 9 exons. Gene Ontology annotation, biological process: protein localization to kinetochore; mitotic spindle assembly checkpoint signaling. The record is from RefSeq and is a predicted model, not a curated record. Gene Ontology annotation, cellular component: RZZ complex.